Molecule: messenger RNA, 1437 nt
Organism: Penicillium brevicompactum
Lineage: Eukaryota; Fungi; Ascomycota; Eurotiomycetes; Eurotiales; Aspergillaceae
Exons: 6
Coding region: 1-1437 (478 amino acids)
Biological process (GO): transmembrane transport
Cellular component (GO): membrane
Molecular function (GO): transmembrane transporter activity
Source: RefSeq, a predicted model, not a curated record
AUGAAGGAUCUAGUCCAAGAUGGACCCGACACAGAGAAGGGCGCCUUCCACCACGAAGAGAUAAUAGACUCCUUCAGUCCGUCCGAGCAAAAGAAACUCAUCCGGCGAAUUGAUAUCAGACUUGUCAUCACCCUCGGUUUCCUAUACUGCGUCAGUCUCUUGGAUAGGACGAAUCUCGGAGCUGCAUCUGUCGCAGGAAUGCAAGGCGAUCUGGACAUGAAUGCAUCCAAUAAUGGAUACAGCAUUACCUCGCUUGUUUUCUUUAUCACAUACACGAUCUUUCAAAUUCCGGCCACGGUGAUCAUUCGCAAAAUCGGUCCUCGGUUAUUUCUCUCCGGCAUCGUUCUCCUCUGGGGAGCCGUUAUGCUCGCAUUUGGCUUCGUUCCAAACUGGGAGACAAUGGCUGGUCUGCGUAUCAUCCUUGGCGCCCUGGAAGCAGGUCUUUAUCCUGGCAGCGUCUAUCUGCUUAGUACAUGGUAUCCGCGCUAUGAGCUCCAAAAGCGCAACGCAACAUUCUACCUGAUUGGAAGCAUGGCGUCUGGAUUCGGUGGUAUCCUCGCAUAUGGGCUGAUGCAAAUGGAUGGUCUCGCCGGGAGAGCAGGCUGGCGAUGGAUCUUCAUUAUUGAAGGGCUUCUCACCUGUGUUUUGGGAAUCGGCUCUUACAUCUUCUUAGUUGACUUCCCGGAGCAGUCACCAAAAUCUUGGAAGUUCCUCAACGAGUCCGAAGCCUCGUUUGUGAUCGCGAAGAUCCAGGCUGAUCGGGCUGAUGCCUCAGUGGAACCAUUCUCCAUGGGCAAAUAUCUUGCGAAUUGCAAAGACAGCAAAGUCUGGGCGUACGCUGCUUUGUACAUGCUCACGACAACGAACAGCUAUUCGAUCGCGUACUUCCUCCCCAUAAUUCUGGAAAAGAGUAUGGGUUUCUCUGUUGCAAAGGCGCAAUGUCUUGUUGCACCACCGUACGUGGCUGCUGGAAUUGUGAUGUUUGUUCAGGCCGUGUACUCGGAUAAAUGGCGACUUCGGGGCCCGGUCGUCGCAGGGAAUGCCUUGAUGGGACUACUCGGCCUUGGACUUUUGGGGUACCUCGAUGACGCGGCACCAAGGUACUUUGGAGUUUUCUUGGCUACUAUUGCCGCAAAUGCGAACUGUCCUGCAUUAGUCUCAUGGCAAAGCAACAACAUCCGCGGACAAUGGAAGCGGGCGUUCACAUCGGCGACUCUCAUUGGAGGAGGAAGUAUAGGAGGUAUCAUUGGGACGACGGUGUUCCGUGCUCAGGAUGCGCCAAAUUACCGCCCAGGACUGCUGUGUGCUAUGCUGGCCAAUGCACUAGUUGUUGUGAUUGUAGGAGCAAUGACCUGGAAGUUCCACCGAGCAAAUCGGCGCGUUGAGGCUGGCGGGAAGCCCAUCGAAGGUCAGAUUGGGUUCAAAUACACAUACUAA